AUCACGGCCCCAGCGCUCUUGCGCUCACCCCUGACAACGAGACUGGGCCUAUACUAGAGGAUUAAUAAGUCGUGGCGGCUCCCCGACCGACAACAUGGCGGUCGCAGACAACCACCCUCCACCCACUUCCGCCUACGGGUUGCACCAAGAACACCCGCAACGGACGCCCCAGGCACAGCCAGCAGAGCAGAGGCCGGCUCACAAAUCGAGGAAGUCUAGGGCGUUCAGCUUCAAAUCGGACAAAUCUCACAAAUCUCAAGGCUCUGGCAGCCAUAAGAUCGAUAAGCUCGAUUUGCAUGAGACAUCCGCCGAGAAGGAAGCCAAGAGACUGCACAGUAAAGCAGAUCCAACGCUCGCCAUGCAAGAAGCGGAGCCUUCUGAGGUGGCCGCCAUGGUCAAAUCCUCUCUGGCGCCUCUAAGGGCCAUCCAGCACAAGGACGCUUUCGGCAACCCAAUUGCCGAUCCGGACCUUUCCAACCCAACCCGUAGCAGAUGGGAACGUCCGUUGGACACGAUUCGAAGUUUUGAGGCGGCGAUUGAUGGUGGAUACAGCAACCAGAGCGAUGGGCCCACAUGGGGUUCCAGCCGGCGAGCUAGUUACUAUGGUGGCAAUGGAGGCGGCGGCCGGUUUACACACGACAGCUACUAUGGAAGCCGCCCGGCUUCCAUGAUGUACGCUAACCGGGGCGACGGGAGUCAGCCAGAUCUGAGAUUAGGGGGCAAUGGACAACGGGACAGUUAUUACGACUAUCAACCCGGACCUUCGGCUCCGAACGGGCGGCGGGGUUGGCCGAGGACGGGCUCGGAGCCGCAGUUUUCCUCUUCCUCGCGACAACAGAACCCUCAGGGCUAUCCAGGCCCUAGCAAUCACCGGUCUUACGAAACAGUCACCACUGCAUCCGGGAGCGGCUCCUUGGGGGAGCCAGCGGGCUACCAGACCGACCCCACUAGCAGCGAUAAUGGGUCAAUCGACCGCGUGCAAUCCGUACCCAGGCGACAGCCCGGGCCCAUCAACGACUACGGCAUUGGCUUCAGUCCCAGUCCUUCCUCCUAUCAGCCGCCUUCGUUUUCAAUGGGCAUGCAGGGUUCCAGUACGAAUGGCGGAAGCGGGCCGGUCAAUUACGGGGGGGCCGCGCCACCUGUCCCACAGAAAGAACCGGCGCCAGUGCUGAGGAAAGCGGUGACGGCCGGUCCCAUCCAGCAGCAGCAACAGCAGCAACAGCGACCCGUUCAGCCCGAAAAGCGAAAAAGCUGGUUUACGCGACGUUUCAGCAAGCAUUAGUAGUGCUGAUUUCUUGUUCUUCGGCUCGGACCGGUAAAGAUUUCGUUUCUCUUCGCGUUUUCGUUGUUUCGAUACCCAUUAUUCUCGACCAUCGACAAUCCGAGGAAGUCGGCCGGACUCGGCCCAAGACGUUGUGUG
Messenger RNA from Chaetomium strumarium, 1420 nucleotides. RefSeq lists its product as uncharacterized. The transcript has 5 exons. Lineage: Eukaryota; Fungi; Ascomycota; Sordariomycetes; Sordariales; Chaetomiaceae. The record is from RefSeq and is a predicted model, not a curated record. Bases 95 to 1282 code for a protein of 395 amino acids.